CCUUUGGGUUUGGUUAUUUCUUAUCUGCUAGCUUCUUGCUAAGGUGACUCCACAUCAACUUCCGACCCCAGGUUGCCUGUUCAGAGGCCAACAUUAGGGGACAAACAUGUCCAAGAGGCUGAUCCAAAACCUCGCCAAGGUCAUCUCCAAACUAGUGGACCACUUCAAUCCAACGGAGGUCGAGUCCCUUAUUCGUGAGUAUUACGCCAUUCUCGGGCAGACCACCACCGGCAAGAGCAUCAUGGACGAAAGGAAGUUCAGAAGCAUACUGGCCAACGAGUUUGGUCUCACCAGCAACACCAUCAUGGAAAGAGUUUUCAGGACGUUUGACAGGGACAACGACAACAUUGUCAGCUCCAAAGAGUGGGUGGAGGGCCUGUGCGUGUUCCUUCGUGGCACCAUGGAUGAAAAAAUCAAAUACUGCUUUCGCGUGUACGACCUGAGCGGAGACGAGUACAUUGCCAGGGAGGAGAUCCUUCUUUUGGUGAGGAACUGCCUGCGGCUGCAUGGCGAAGAGGACCCUUACGACAGCAUCAAAGACCUGGUGGAGAUCACCCUCAAGAGGAUGGACCACGACAAUGACGACAGACUGUCUUUUGAAGACUACAAAAAGUCAGUGAAAGAGCUGAACAUCGUGCUCGAGGCUUUCGGGAAGUGCCUCCCUAAUGCCACGAGGAUUGAGAUGUUUGAGCAGCGCGUCUUCAGUAAUAAAAAGCACUACAGAAGUCGAUAAGCUUUCAACUAUUUUGAAAUGUUCUUCAUUGUUUUCUAAUGUGUAAA
This is a messenger RNA of Syngnathus acus (greater pipefish), 780 nucleotides long. RefSeq names its product EF-hand calcium-binding domain-containing protein 1-like. The transcript is spliced from 6 exons. The coding region runs from base 107 to 733 and encodes 208 amino acids. The record is from RefSeq and is a predicted model, not a curated record. Gene Ontology annotation, molecular function: calcium ion binding. NCBI's taxonomy places the organism in Eukaryota, Metazoa, Chordata, Actinopteri, Syngnathiformes, Syngnathidae.